AUGGGUGUAAUAGAAAUUGAAAAUGAACAACAAUUCACUGAUCUAACUCAAAAAAAUGAUUCAAAAUUAAUAGCUUUAUAUUUUCAUACACCAUGGGCAGGACCAUGUAAAACAAUGAAUCAAGUUUUUAAAACUUUAUCAGAAUCAAAAUCAAAUGAUAAAUCUAUUUUGUUUCUUUCAAUAAAUGCUGAUGAAUUAUCUGAAAUAAGUGAAAUAUUUGAUGUUAGUGCUGUUCCUUAUUUUAUAUUAAUACGUAAUCAAACUAUUUUAAAAGAAUUAUCGGGUGCUGAUCCAAAAGAGUUUAUAGCAGCAUUAAAUCAAUUUUCAGAAAAUAAUACAACAACUAAUAAUACAUCAAAUGAUACUAAACAGAGUACGGAGAAACAACAAAAUGCAACAACUUCAUCAUCAUCAUCAACAAUACCCUCAGAACCAAUAGAAGAAUCACCAGAAGCAUUAAAUGAAAGAUUAACAAAAUUAACAACAGCUGCACCAAUAAUGUUAUUUAUGAAAGGUUCACCAUCAAGUCCACAAUGUGGAUUUUCAAGACAAUUAGUUGCAAUAUUAAGAGAACAUCAAGUUAGAUUUGGAUUUUUUGAUAUUUUAAAAGAUGAUUCUGUAAGACAAGGUUUAAAAAAAUUUAGUGAUUGGCCUACUUUUCCUCAAUUAUAUAUAAAUGGAGAAUUUCAAGGUGGUUUAGAUAUUAUAAAAGAAAAUAUUGAAGAAGAUGAAUCAUUUUUUGAAAAUGCAUUAGGAAAUUAA
Lodderomyces pseudojiufengensis is the source of this 762-nucleotide messenger RNA. It is a transcript of the gene GRX3, whose product is annotated as monothiol glutaredoxin. NCBI's taxonomy places the organism in Eukaryota, Fungi, Ascomycota, Pichiomycetes, Serinales, Debaryomycetaceae. The coding region runs from base 1 to 762 and encodes 253 amino acids. Gene Ontology annotation, molecular function: 2 iron, 2 sulfur cluster binding. The record is from RefSeq and is a predicted model, not a curated record. The transcript has a single exon.